UCUGUGACAUAAAUGGAAGUGAUCGUUUUCUGAAAGGGAAAUAUCAAUAAUGGUGUAUUCUACAAAUAAUAUGCGAUUGGCGAUAAUAUUUUAACAAUAUUUCGCUUAUAAUUUAUUUAAAGCAAUAAGAAUGUGUGAUGUUUGUUCUGAGUUUUCACAGCUUUUGAUUAACUGUGAAACAAGGUUGACCGAUGAUGUGACUCAAUAUCCCAGUAUAACACAGCCAGAGCUCGAAACAGUUCUAAACUACAUACUUACUUGGCCGCAAAGACAAUGUAUGUGUUGUUAUAGAGAUGUUAAAAAUUUUGAAAGAUUUUACCUUGUGGUGCAAAGUAUACUUUGUUCAUCUGUAUGCCAACUGAAACUUUUGAAAGAUGAACUUGUUACUUCAGAAAAAUCUUCAAAUGAAAAAGUCGAACAAGGUAGUUCAAGUACAUCAAACAACAAAGAUGAUAAUACAGAGAAUGAGCCCAAAACACCCUCUUCUCAGGAAGAACCUGACAAUGAGAGCAAAAGCACCAAACAACCAACAUCAAAUUCAGAGUAUGACGGGUGGCAUAUGCAGCAAAAAGAAAAGCUUAUGCAUAUUGUGUCAAAGAUAUUUCUACUUAAUUUUCCAUUGUACUUAGCCUGUAAACAUUCAGCUCUAAGUCGCUUAGAUGAUCUUUCAGCACAAGAGAUAUCCAACUUGAGUUCUUAUUGUGACCUCCAUGAUACAGAAAUUCCGGCAUAUCUGUUAAGAAAUGUGACACUAUUUUGUAAGUUAGGUGGAGUUUGUGCUAUGACAUCUGUGUUUGAAAAUGCAACAUCUAGUAACCUACCUCUGUCUAUGGCACAUGCGAUUGUAGCAGCUGUUGGUAAUUUGAAGCUUUGGCUAAACUUUAGAGCUGUGGCGCAACUGUUUAUGCCACUAAGAAGUAAAAUAUUAAAGUAUAUGUGCAGCUUAGAGGAUAAAGAUUUAAGAGCUAAUGCAGUAAAAUCAAUGGCAGAUUUUAUGUGGGGUGCAGCAAAAGAACCUUUGGAUGCUCCCCUAGCAUUUGAUGGUGAUGGCCUUGCAUUGGCGUUUAAAUAUUUUAAUAGUAGCACCUUAACAAUGAGAUUGGCUGGCGUGGCACAAAUUAAUGCACAUAUUGCCGCACACAAUGACCUGUGCGCCGGUGAGCCCACGGCUGAUGCGGAAGCAGCGGGACAGCAAUUGGCCUCAUGGUUGACAAAUAACAAUAUUAUAGAGCACUUGUUUGGACCUAACUUACAUGUUGAGGUAAUAAAACAGUCUCACAUGAUUCUCAAGUUUUUGGCUGUGGAAGGUCGUGUAACUCCCGAGCAUAUUGAGCUGGUUUGGGCCGCAGCACAACUGAAGCACUGUGGGCGUCAAGUGUAUGAUCUGUUACCAGGGUUUAUAAGAGCAUUAGCCCCAAAGCCCUGUGCUCAUCUCUACAGUUUACUAUGUGCAUUACCACCAAAGGAGCACACCGAACAGAGCUUGUACCUGGCAUCGGCCCUGAUGCGCGCGAUGUGGGCGCGUGGGGGGUGCGGCGCGGGCGGCUCCCCCGCCCCCGAGCCGCCGCCCCCGCGCCUCGCCCCGCCCACCGGCAAGCCGCACCAUCGCUCCUCUUCUGAGGCCAGCGUUAGUAUGGACCAAACUAACUCGGACGAUGAUCCUUGUGAAGAGCUUAGUACAUCUGGAGAAGAUGCCGGCCCCACACCAAGAAAACAGAGCAAACACCAGCGUGAGAUUAUUUUGACAGCUGAACAAGAAGCGUGGCUACGUUCAAACGAUGAUCUACCAAAAAAGGAAUGUUCUGCUCUUAAAGCUUGUCAGAAGCGUAGCAAACGCGCAGGCAGCAGCGGUAGUGGCAGCAGCGGUGCAGAGGAAUUACUUCGUCCGCGAAAAAAGAAACUAUACAAGAAAAGACAUAAGGGCAAAAGACAUUUGCCGGCCCCAAUUAAAGCAUCGGACUUGGCGGAAUCCGUUUCUGAAGUCGAGGAAGAGUCCUCCGGAAGUGAUACUGCGCACUGUCAACUGCUGUGUGAAAAUGUUGAUACAAGGCGUCUAAUGGAGCUGCGCCUGAUGGAGAGCUACAAGCGGCGGUCCGAGGAGGAGGGCAGCGCGUCGUCGGCGCUGUCGACGCACUCCGCGCCGCGCCUGCCGGACAUCGACGACGAUGACUCCGCCUGCGAGGAGGAGCUGGCAAGACUCGCCGCACAGGCGCAGUGCCUGACGGAGUACGGCGUGGGUGGGGGCGGAGGUGGGGGCGGGGCGUGCGGUGGGGAGGCGCGGCCGCCAUCGCCUGCGCCCGCGCCGCUGCCCUUCAACGUGGAUGACGUGUGCCGGCCCGGCAACACGCUGCUGUGGGAUUUGCUGCAGGACGGCGCCAUUGAACAAUUAGGAGAGGGCUUGGCGCUCGAGGCGGAAAAAGCACUGUGUGCUCUUUUAUGUUUCAGUACUGAUAAAUUCAUACGAAUCAAAUUUAUUGAGGGCUGCCUCGACAAUCUCGCAAACCAUAGAUCUGUAGCUGUAUCGCUGCGUCUACUGCCGAAGUUACUGUCCUCAUUUCAACAGCUACGUGGUAUGGACAUGCAUCAGGUGGUGAUGUGGGCGGAGCGAGAACGCGGUAUGAUGCGGCUGUUCUUGGAGGACCUACGUCAUUACGUGGAACAACGCGCGGCGGGCGUGGGUGGCGGGGCGAGUGGCGCGGGCGGGGUGGACGCACAGCAGUACGCGCACAUCACUGAGCUUACCGUGCGACUGCACUUCCUCACCGCCAUCUUUUCACCGGUCGGCUCGCCGCAAUACUUUAGAUUGACGGUAGACCAAGUCGAGGAGCUCUGGCAGUGUCUGGUGGUGCGCGGCACCAGCGAGUGCGCCGACUGCUUAUACUCGUGGCUUCUCUCUCAUACCAAGUCCCCCGAACAACACGCCUUAGGAUUAGACGCAUUACGCUUUCUCUACAUAGAAAAAAUGCCUACAUUAGAUCCCGAGACAAUAAGCAUAAUGGGCCUAAGCUUGUAUCAACAACUUUGUAACUUGGCGCGUAUGGCACUCGGUGCCGGUGACUCUAGAGACUCCGCUCAUCCUCAUACUUUAGCGAUGGACCACUUAUGGAAGAUAGCUUUAAGAGCGAACAGCACAGACGUAUCCAUGGGCGCUAUUCAGUAUUUAAACAGCUAUUACAUGGGACAACAGCUUCAACAGGAGGAUGAUUUUGUAUCUAAAUGUAUGUUCCACCUAUCGUCUGCGGCUGAACGACUCAUUUCUAAAAAUCAAGAGGGCGAAGGAUCAUCUACAAAUAAGGAUGCUCUCGAAGGCAAGGACCAGGAUAAGCCGUCAGAUAAACAAAAUAUUUACGAGCACAUGACAGAAGAAGCAGCUUUACAGUGUAUACAGAGAGCCCUGUUGUUAUUGAAAACUCACUUGGAUACAUUUAAAAGGAGGUACGCGUUUCACCUGCGGCGCUGGGCGCUGGCGGAGAGUGGGGCGUGGGAGGGCGGGGCGACGGGCGCGGGCAGUGUGCGCAUCACGCUGCAGCCGGCAGGGGCGGGGCCGCGCGCCUCGCUCUGCCUGCACCAGUCCGACUUGGUGGCGCAUCUGCGCGCACACGUACAUGUCUGGUGGGAGAGACAGAUACAAGGCGAAGAAGGCGUAACGUCUCUAUCAACGGAUGGUCCGUUGCGAAUGAUUACCCAAGGCCAGGAGCUGACGAUCGACUACGACGAAAGAACACUAUAUGAUAUGGGGUUUAAGGACAAUCAGCUGGUGUUCGUGUCGGUGGGCGUGGGCGCGCGCGGCGCAUGGGCGGAGUGGCCGUCAGCGCAGCCCGCACCGGCGCGCGCGCGCCUGCCCACGCACCUGCUGCUCGACCCCAUAUACUUCCACCAGCUGUUCACGCUCAUGCAGGCUCUGGGACAGAUGAAAGAGCCCGGCACGACUGGGGAACCCAUCGCCCACACUAAAGCGCAGCUUUUGUCGAGGCGUGUAUGGGAUAUACUUCAAGCGGUACCAUUGAAUCCCACCCUUUUAGAAGAUUUUCAAAACGUUACGGAGAAUAAGCUACCGGAACUCUUGGACCCGAGGAGUCCACAGAAGCUGAUGUAUUCUUUACAUAUCAUAGACAAACUGAGCUUGAACAGUGGUAGUCCAAAUGCCAAGGAAACUUCCGGAAGCUCUGACAAAACACAAAACGACGAAAAAGUGUCCGCUGAAAAUUGGAAUGAAUUGUUUAUAAAGAAAGGCGGGCUAAGAUUGCUUUAUGAUAUUAUGAUGUCAGGGGUGUUACAACGAAACGAUGACAGCGAGUGGAGGCAGGAUUGCUUGGCUCUCUUACUGCAGCUAUUGUGUCGCAUUGGCACUCUACCUACUACCGAGCUUGGGCAGACACCUAAAUUACAUCCGUCCCUUUUAUCACUUAUGAACGUGGAAGACACGACGGAGCGCUUAAUAUCGAUUCUCUGUGAGGCAGCUACAGUCAAAGAACCGGCGACAUACAAAACUGGAUUCUGGGGACGAGCACAGGUGGUACAGCAUGCGAUGCGCAUGUGCGUCGUGUGGGCUCGCGGCGGCGGCGGCGCGGCGGGCGCGCUCGCGUGGGCGUUGCGACGCGCCGCGCCCCGCCUUCUGUUGGAUGAUGCGGAUCCUGCGGUUCGUCGCGAGGCGGGCAGCGCAUUGUAUCGGCUAUGCGCGGGCGGCGAGGUGGGCGUGCUCACGCCACUACUGUCGCUGCUGCUGCAGCACCUGCCGCGCGCUGCCGACAUGCGUCCGCACGCCGCGCAGCCCAUGCAUCACCACGAGGUUGUUCACCAUCAUGCCGAAGAGGGCAAGGAGCCGUACGGGCCGGCGUGUCGGGACUACUUCUGGUUAGUCUGUAGACUGGUGGAUGGACUGCCAGAAGACUUUUUCAAGGAAGGCACAAUUUCGGACGACAGCGAUGCACCAGACUUGAACGAGCUGUGCGAACAAAUCCGAUCGUCUUUGGAGAAGCGCGAAAUUAUAGAGAAGCGAUCCGAGCCCUGCACUCCCGACGACGGACUCUACGGACAGCUCAGUCUGCUCACACAUCUUGUGAAACAUCCCUUGAGGUUCAAAACAUCCGAACAGGGCACAAGGACAAUAGAUAUGAUUUUCGGCUUUCUGUUCGAUGUGCCGAAUCCUUCGCAACGUAAUCUGCCGAAGUGCAAGUCGCAGAAGUCGCGGGCGGCAGCUUACGACUUGCUAGUAGAGCUUGUCCGGGGUGCGCCCGAUAACUACAUGGUGCUGCAUCACAAACUCAUGGAACAUCACAAACCAGGUCCGGCGUCGUGCUACCCUUGGGACUACUGGCCGGCGGAGGAGUCGCGGUCGGAGUGCGGGUUCGCGGGUCUGACGAACCUGGGCGCGACGUGCUACAUGGCGUCUUGCAUGCAGCACCUGUACAUGAUGCCGCAGGCGCGCGCCGCCGUGCUGCGUGCGGACCCGGCGCGGAGCCGACACGCCGCCACACUGCACGAGAUGCAGCGCAUGUUCGCGUACCUGCUGGAAAGUGAACGUAAAGCAUAUAAUCCCCGGAGCUUCUGCAAAGUAUAUCAAAUGGAUCAUCAGCCGUUAAAUACUGGAGAACAGAAAGACAUGGCCGAGUUCUUUAUCGACCUAGUCUCGAAACUCGAAGAGAUGACGCCGGAAUUGAAAAAGCUAGUCAAAAAUCUAUUUUGCGGCGUGCUGAGUAACAACGUGGUUUCGUUGGACUGCGGUCACGUAUCGCGCACGCUGGAGGAGUUCUACACGGUGCGGUGCCAGGUGGCGGACAUGCGCAACCUGCACCAGAGCCUCGACGAGGUCACCGUCAAGGACACGCUUGAAGGCGACAACUGCUACACGUGCUCGCACUGCGCUAGCAAAGUGCGCGCCGAGAAGAGGGCAUGUUUCAAGAAGUUACCGCGAAUAUUGUGUUUCAACACAAUGCGGUAUACGUUCAACAUGCUGACAAUGUUGAAGGAGAAAGUCAAUACGCACUUCUCGUUUCCAAUGAGGCUUGAUAUGUCCGGAUACGUAGAAAAACAUCUGAUGCCCGCUCAAUAUCAAGAGGAGAAGAAGAAAUCCGCAGAAUUAAAGAAAGACGGUGACAACGGUCCAUCUAGCCCCGAAAAUGAAGAUGAUGACGAUCAGGAACAUUAUGAGUACGAGCUGAUCGGCGUGACUGUCCACACGGGCACGGCGGACGGCGGGCACUACUACUCGUUCAUCCGCGACCGCGAGCACGCCGCGCCCGACCGCUGGCUGCUGUUCAACGACGCCGAGGUCAAGCCCUUCGACCCCGCCCACAUCGCCGCAGAGUGCUUCGGCGGGGAGAUGACGAGCAAAACCUACGACUCAGUGACUGAUAAGUUCAUGGACUUUUCGUUUGAAAAAACGAACAGCGCCUACAUGUUGUUUUAUGAAUUGAGUCCGCCACCCAAUAAACGGGGUUCAGAUAGCGGCCAGCAAGAAGAAGCACAGUCGUCCCGUGCGGAGGAGUCUCCGAGCGCGGCGCCGGAGCGGCGCGAGACGGCGGUGGCGGCGCUGCCCGCCGACCUGCUCGCCUGGAUAUGGGACGACAACAUGCACUUCCUGCACGACAAGAACAUCUUCCAGCACGCAUAUUUCACGUUUAUGGGUCAGAUGUGUAGUUCGGUGCCGCAGUCGCUGCUGACGCUGCGGCCGGAGAUCACGGAGGUGGCCGCACGACUCUCCACAUCCUUCUUCAUCGAAACUUUCAUACACGCAAAGGAGAAGCCUACGAUGGUGUCGUGGGUGGAGUUAGUGACGAAACAGUUCAACGCGUCAGCGGCUGCUUCCGAGUGGUUCCUUGGUCAUAUGGCAGACGACACCUGGUGGCCGAUGCAGGUGUUAAUAAAAUGCCCAAAUCAAAUGGUUCGGCAGAUGUAUCAGAGAUUAUGUAUGCACGUUAUCCAACGGCUUAGGUCUAGUCAUUAUAAUUUAUACCUGCAAGGUGACGAAGGUGAAGAUAGUAGUAAAUUGGGUGAAGCGAGCUGUGUUACUAGGUUUAUAAGAAUGUUGUUAUCUUUGAUGGACAGUGGUGCGAGGACACACUUACGGCAUUUGACGGAGUAUUUUAGUUUAUUGUAUGAGUUCAGUAAGAUGGGCGAGGAGGAGGGAAAGUUUAUGCUGCGAGUGAAUGCCAUAUCUAGCAUGGUCAAUUUCUAUCUAGGACAAAAUAAUACUAUUGUGGAAUCUCCUACGGACGAGGCGGGAAGCAGCGGCAGUGGUAGUGGCGGCGUGGAGAGCGUCGGCGAUAAACUACGUCCGGGCGCGCUCGACAAGAUGGUGGCGCUCGUGAGCGGGCUGGUCGAGAGAUCGCGCGACGCCGCCGGCCAGCUCGCGCUGGGAGACGCGGACGCGCGCGCACUAUUACACACUAAGGGAUUUCCGUUUAUUUAUCAGCAAACAAGGGACUGCUUAAACUUGCAACAAACGAGGUCUCUGAUUUUCGCUCUCUGUCGAUGGAACGAGCCGCUAGCUCAGAAAAUAGUAAAUAUGAUAUUUCAAGCGAUCGCUAAGCAUUCAGAGAGCUGCGGGCCGUUCUUCAAGCUGCUGACGUUGCUGGUGGAGGGUAGCGGCGGGGGCGGCGGCGCGGGCGCGGGGGGGCUGCCCUGCUUCACGCAGCUCGUGCUCGCGCGCCUUUGGGACGCUGCAGAUGUUUGCCCGCACGCCGCAUUAGAGUGGCUUGCUAUGCAGGUGCCGAGAAACAAGGCGGCGCACGCUUGGGCCUUACGCACGCUGGACCGGUGGGUGGAGCCACAACUACUCGGAGCGGGAGCGGCGCGCGUGCGGGCGGCGGCGGCGCUGCUGCUAGUCGCGCUAGUACCGUCGCAGCACUUCCGCGCCGGGUACUCGCGUGCCCGCCCCGCGCCGCACCCGCCACACCCCGCACACCCCACCCACCCAGCACACCCCGCACACCCCGCCAAGCUGCCCGACACCGCGCACCAUACGCUGCAUCAGGUGUACACGAUGUUGUUAAGCAAGCUUAAAGCUGCGCGAAAAUAUACAGAGAUCACUGUUCAUGGCACAAUGAAAUUGACAGCUUACUUCGGUGUGAUGUCCUACUGCCUAGUGAGCAGGGUGGAGAAAUUAAUGUUCGGUCAAUACUUCAACGACCUGUGGGAUCUGUAUCACCCGGCGAUAUCGGAGCCGUCGGUGGCGGUGCACCCCAACAAGCAGGCGCUGUUGACGUUCUGGCACGCCGUCUGCGUCGACUGCCCCGAGAACGUGCAGCUCGCCGUCUCCAGCCCGAGACUCAUUAAGCACAUCGCCUUCAAUUAUAUACUUGCGGAUCACGAGGAUGGCGAGGUGGUGGCGUACAACCGGUCGAUGCUGCCGCCGUACUACGCGCUGCUGCGGAUGUGCUGCCGGCGCUCCGCGGCGUUCGCGCGCGGGCUCGCCCAGCACCAGAACAUACACUGGGCGUUCCGUAACAUCGCGCCGCACGCCCACCUCUAUCCCGCCGCCGCUGAUGAGCUACUCAGGCUAGCGAGGAUACUUGCGGCGAGGGGAGGGAACACUUCCACCAGCACCACAAAUGACACGGCUGACGGACGGGAGGCCGCUGCUUUUCGCCGAAGCACGCUAUCUGCUUACCUACAAGGUUUGAAUGGUAGAACAUGUUGGACAACGUUAAUAUCAGCGUUUUGCACCUUAGUUGAGAAUGAAGACGACAGAUUGUAUGUCGUUUACAAUGGAGGUCUACAGAUGACGUUCGAGGCCCUGCAUAGUUUGCACGCUGUCUACGUAGAAGGCGGGGGUGGCAGCGGCGCAGGGGGCGGGGCCGUGCGUGCCGAGUUGCGUGCGGCGCUAAGAUGGGCGCGGGCGCUCUGCCGCACCCUUCGCACGCGCCGCGAUGCCAAGGAGGCUCGUGCGCUGCUUCUAGCGUGUAAGGACUGGCCCGAAUGUGCGCGUCGAUUGCUGACCGUGCUCAACCUGCACGCGCGUACUGCGCAUCUACCGCACGCUGCGCUGGGAGUUCUCCGUGAGCUGGUGCUGAUCGGCGGCGGCGCGGCUCUGGGCGCCCUGGUGCCGCUGGCUGCGGGCGCGCACGCCGCCGCGCGCGCUUCGGCCCGCCCUCGUGCUCGGCCCCCUGCUCAUUCUCUCGCCUCGCCGCCGCGUCACCACCUCUUCCGCCCGUAUCAUAAAUUUAUAGACACGUGCUGUCGGGUCGCGCGGAGUCAACGCUGCAUGUCCGAGCAACUGGUGUUGUUAUCCGCACUGUGCGCCUUGGAGGCGGUGCCUCUAAGGUUUAAUUAUUUCGCUGCUUUCUGGAGAGAUGUUGCUGCCACACCGGCUGAUUCAAAACUCGAGGAGAUGCUGCUAGAUUGCAGCGUGCUUUCUGAAUAUAUGGAUGCGAUUUUACUAGACGAGCGGGAGUGUUUAGAAGAUCCAGUUAUCUACGAAUUCAUGCAGCAUUACUAUCCAAAGGCGUGCGCGCGUGCGGCAGCGAACGGGGGCGGCGGCGGCGUGACGAGCGCGGCGGGGGCCGGGCGCGCGCUCGCGUCGCUCGCAGAGGAGGUGGCGGGCGGGGCCAGCGGCGCGCCGCUCAGCACGCUAUUGGGCGCAGCGCGCGCGCUGCUGCUACUCGGCGAGUGCGCGCCGCCCGCUGCGCCGGCGCUGCGCCGCGCCGCCACGGCUCUGCAGCACAGGCUUCUCGACACUCCCGAGGAGGAGAGCCCCAUCGUGGACGAGGAGCCGAGCGAGGCUCCGAGCGAGCCGCGGUGCGCGUCCGCCGACGGCAGCGACGACGAGCAGCUGGAGGAGCUGCCCGCUGAGCCGGAUGACUCCCCGGACGACGAGCCGCCACGAGCUCGCGCGCACGACCUGCUGCCGCAUCUCACGCGCGCGUUGCACGCUCUUCGCGCGCUGCACGCGCCCGACGCGCCGCCCGCGCAACCCGCCGUCGCGCCCGCCGCCGCCGCGCAGUGAUCGUAUUAAAGCGAUCGAUGAACUCGUUUUGUAGAAACUCGUGAAACUCCUAUCCCUCCGUUCGAACAUAAAGAAGCUUCGGCUAGGAAAAGAAUAUUCCAAUAAAGACAUAAGUGCUCUAAUGUGAUUUCAGGCGAGUGACGUUUUGGCAUAAACGAUCGUUAUAUUUUAGUUUUCUCUAGCGUUACGUAAUUUAGCGAAUAAUAUAAUGUGCAAUCGUAGAUAGACGAAGAUAAUGAAAAUGUUGAAAAGUAAAAUGUUAAAUUAAAACAUUUAUAAAAAUAGUAAUUAAAUCAGUUGUACUUCGAAUAUUAUAAUUAUAUUUAUUGUAAUUAGGUUUUUUAGACUUUUAUAAUUCACACCUUUGGCUUUAGUCGAGAGCAAUGAUAAAUUAUAACAAUGGGGACUGCAAGCACAGUUAACACUGCAACAAAAAUAAUAAAAAUAUUAUGUAUCUGAUUCUAAUAAUUUAGUAUACUAUAAACGAAUUUCAGUUUGGUUUCCUUACUAAAUAGAUAAUAAUAAGCCAUUUUAGUAAUACAUGAUAUAAUCUUAAAUUAAAUUGUGUAAUUAAAAAUGCAUGAUGUUUGCUGAUGAUAAAAACCGACAUAAGUUUAUGUUACUAUAAUUAACUAGCAGUCUAUUUUGUAUAAGUAUUGUAAAUAUAUUAUAAUAUAAUAGUCAAAGUUAAAUUUUGGUAAAGUUUGCAGUCACUAGCAUACAUCUUAAUCACAUUUUAAAAAUCUUCAAAGUUUAUUAACAUAAUAUUAACUGAGAAAAAUACACUUCUUCAAAUCAUAUUAUGCAAGCAGGUAAAAUUUUAUAAAAUAACAAAAUAUCCUAUACUUUACGGUUGCGGAUUUCUAUGCA
Molecule: messenger RNA, 10816 nt
Organism: Aricia agestis (brown argus)
Lineage: Eukaryota; Metazoa; Arthropoda; Insecta; Lepidoptera; Lycaenidae
Gene: puf
Product: ubiquitin carboxyl-terminal hydrolase puf
Exons: 57
Coding region: 131-9946 (3271 amino acids)
Biological process (GO): protein deubiquitination
Cellular component (GO): nucleus; cytosol
Molecular function (GO): cysteine-type deubiquitinase activity; cysteine-type endopeptidase activity
Source: RefSeq, a predicted model, not a curated record